AUGGCUACAGAAACACAGUCCGCACCACCGUCUUUGACGUUCCCCUUGCGUGUUCUCCAGAUCCCGCUGGUACACUCCAGCCUCGAUACGAUCCAUAACACGCUCUCCAGCUCGCCAUACACAAAGUCCGCCUACCAGACAUCCACCGCGUUCGCCCACACUGCACUGGAUACCGCUGCCCGUGUCACUGCGCCCGUCUACCCAAAAGUACUCCCCAUCGUCACGGCUGCAGAUGGUUAUGCGAACAAAGGUCUUGACACGCUUCAAUCGCGCUUCCCCUAUCCGUUCGAGUCGUCCCCCGAGACGAUGUACAAUGACCUCAAGAAGGCCCCAGAGGAUGCACGCAACGUCGCCUACAAGACAAUUGAUGAGCGUAUCAAAACGCCAGCCUAUGGGCUCGCAAAGGAUGUUGAUGCCCGUCUCGCACCCCUUGUUGACCUUCUCGAGUCUCUUUUGAUGCGAAUUCACGUUGCUCCAGAGCCCGCGCCGCUCUCGUCGCCUGGUGCUUCAACCUCGACGGCCAUCUCCGAUAAGGCCCAGGUCACUCGUGCAAAGGAGCUCGUGUUUGGGGCCAAAGAUCACAUCAUUGACCUCACUACCGAGCAGGCAAAGACGCUAAGGAAUCAGAACAUUUACAUGUACGUGCAUACUUCUGGCGUAAUGGCCACCCCAUCCCCAAAUCUUAUUCGACGCGAUCACUUCGGCCGCGUUGGAUGCCCCAUUCUCAUUCAACGGGCUGCCGAGCAAGCUGAAUCUAUCAAUGCCACCCUCACCGCUCAGUACCAAAACGCGCAAGCCGGGAUCUCCGCCUACAAGGGAAAGGGAGUCGAGUUGACAAGAGAAGCACAAGCUCGCGUCCAUGCACUAAGCCACAACCUCAUCACCGAACUCGAAAAGGUCCAGAGUACAACCGCCUCGCUUCCCGCCCACAUCCAAGCCACCUUCAAGCCCUUGACCGAUGAAAUUAGCUCGACGCUCGCCGAGAUUAAAGGCGUUCUGACAUCACAAGAGGAAGGAGUCACCUUGAGCGAAAAGACAUCUCGUGUUGGUGCUGUCAUCAAGGAGAGGAUCGGCCCCAUCGUUGAGCAAGGCAAAGCGCUCUACGCCACGGCCAUCGAUAAAUUUUCAGUCAAGAAGGAUCAGGCUGUGGCGACGACGGCGGAUACGGCAGAGCAUCUUACGAAUGGGACUACCUAG
Serendipita indica DSM 11827 is the source of this 1197-nucleotide messenger RNA. The record is from the annotation of a GenBank genome assembly. NCBI's taxonomy places the organism in Eukaryota, Fungi, Basidiomycota, Agaricomycetes, Sebacinales, Serendipitaceae.